AUGGAAAGAUUUAAUGAACAUAUUGGAGCUGUGAAUAGUUGCCAUAAUGAUGCUAGAAUACAGUUUAAAAGUUUUCAAGAUCAAAGGCAUAGUGUGUCAAAUGUGCUACGAUCUUGUGGGCGCGAAAUAGAUAUUGCAUAUCGCACCCGUUUAACUGCUGCUCUGGAUGUGACCCGCUUUCUUUUGAAGCAAGGAUUGGCUUUUCGUGGAAAUGAUGAGUCAACUAGUUCUUCAAAUAGAGGCAAUUUUCUUGAAUUGUUUGAGUGGUAUAGCCAGCGAAAUACUGAGAUUUUUGAGGUUGUAAAUCAAAAUGCUCCUGCAAAUAAUCAACUAACUUCUCCAAUGAUUCAAAAAGAUUUGGCACAUGCUUGUGCCUCAAAGAUCACAAGUGUUAUAAUCAAUGAUAUUGGAGACAAUUAUUUUUCCCUAAUAGUUGAUGAGUCUCGAGACAGUUCAGUGAAAGAGCAAAUGGGAGUUGUUUUGAGAUAUGUGAACAAAGAAGGGCGUGUGAUUGAACGUUUCCUUGCAAUUGUACAUGUGUCUGACACCACAUCUCUUUGUUUGAAAGAUGCAAUUGAUUCUUUAUUCGUGCAACACGGAUUAUCAUUAUCCAAAUUGAGAGGUCAAGGAUAUGAUGGAGCUUCAAAUAUGCGAGGUGAGUUCAAUGGUUUGAAGGCCCUUAUAUUACAAGAAAAUUCCUAUGCGAUGUAUAUUCACUGUUUUGCUUACCAACUCCAGUUAGUUAUUGUUGCUGUUGCUAAGGAAAAUAUCAUUGUCAGUGAAUUCUUUGUCUAUGUCUCUAUGAUGGUCAAUUUAACUGGAGCAUCAUGUAAAAGAAGAGAUCAAUUAAGACAAAUAGAACAUGAUAAGAUUGUUACACUUUUAGACAGUGGAGAUAUUAUUAGUGGAAAAGGCAAAAAUCAAGAAACUAGUUUAGCAAGACCAGGGGAUACUCGUUGGGGAUCACACUAUCUAACAUUACUUUGUCUAUCCUCUAUGUGGGCUUCGGUGAUUGGAAUAUUGGGAAAUAUACAAGAUGAUGCCACCACUUCUGAUAAUAGAGACUUUAGGGAAGAGGGAUGGCAAAUAAUUUUAGAUGAAGUCAACAAUUUUUGUGAGUUGAAUAUGAUUCCCGUGAUUGAUAUGGAAGACAGUAUAGCAAUCCGUGGCAAUGCCAGGCGCAGUCGCAAAGGUCAAACCAUCACUAAUUUUCAUCAUUAUCGCGUGGAAAUUUUUGUUGUUGAUUUAAUUAUACAAGAGAUGAAUAAUCGUUUCUCGGAAGUUAGCACGGAAUUGCUUAGUUGCAUAGCAUGUCUUGAUCCAAAAAGUUCUUUCUCUCAAUUCAAUGUGCAGAAACUACUCCGUCUUGCUGAUUUAUAUCCUGAAGACUUCUCAAGUAACGAUUAUGUAUAUCUUGAGUCUCAACUUCGAAAUUAUAUUUAUAAUGUGCAACGCGAUCCUCAAUUUUCAGAAGUUGGAGAUUUGGGAAGUCUUGCUCAACAAAUGGUUAAAACUGGUAAAAAUACAAUUUUUCCAUUGGUUUAUCGUCUGAUCCAGUUGGCAUUAGUUCUACCAGUUGCGACUGCUUCUGUUGAAAGAGUAUUUUCUGCAAUGAAUAUUGUCAAGACUGAUUUGCGCAACAAAAUGGGAGACGAGUGGAUGAAUGACUGUUUGGUUGUAUACAUCGAGAAGGAUAUUUUUGCAACAAUUGAAAAUGAGCAAAUAUUGCAGCGUUUUCAACUGAUGAAGACUCGCAGAAUGCAAUUGCCUCCUCUUCGUUAUUCGAGUGCAACAACUACCAAUACUUCAAGUGUUAAUCAAUAA
Messenger RNA from Coffea arabica (coffee), 1824 nucleotides. RefSeq lists its product as uncharacterized. Lineage: Eukaryota; Viridiplantae; Streptophyta; Magnoliopsida; Gentianales; Rubiaceae. Gene Ontology annotation, molecular function: protein dimerization activity. The record is from RefSeq and is a predicted model, not a curated record.